This is a messenger RNA of Girardinichthys multiradiatus, 3673 nucleotides long. RefSeq names its product probable G-protein coupled receptor. The record is from RefSeq and is a predicted model, not a curated record. Gene Ontology annotation, molecular function: G protein-coupled receptor activity. Gene Ontology annotation, cellular component: signaling receptor complex; endosome; plasma membrane. Gene Ontology annotation, biological process: G protein-coupled receptor signaling pathway. The coding region runs from base 1928 to 3199 and encodes 423 amino acids. The transcript has 2 exons. NCBI's taxonomy places the organism in Eukaryota, Metazoa, Chordata, Actinopteri, Cyprinodontiformes, Goodeidae.
AAAUAAAUGUCUCUUGUUUUAGGUCAGUUAGGAUUAUAAAAUUAUUUCUGUUCGCUAAAUCAUAAAUAAUUCCUUAGUAUUUGAUAGAAUCACCAUUUAUACUGCAUGACUUGGGUGAAUCCUUCCUCAAGCUUUUCACAAUGGUUUGUUGGAAUUUUGGCUUUUUCCUCCAGACAGAAAUAUUAGCACGUCUCUUUGCUCAUCCACACUUUCUCAGCCCUGCCUACAAAUUUCCUAUGGGACCGAGAACAGGGCUUUGUGAAAUCCACUCCCAAACAUUGACUUAGUUGUCCAAAAGCCACUUAGGGUCAUUGACCAUUUAGUAGAUCAAUUUGGGUCCAAACUUUACCUUCCUGAACGAUGUUUUGACACAGUGCUUCAAUAUUCCCAUCUAAUGUUUUUUACUCAUUAUACGGUCUAUUUUGUGAAGUGUACAAGUCCCUCAUGCAGAAAAACAACCACAAAAAAUUUGGGUUUCCAACCCUAUAUUUCACAGUUUGGAUUGGUUGUUCCAGACUUGGAAGUGGCUCCUUUUACGAUUCAAAUGUAACAAAGGCCAUUAUGGCCAAACACAGUAGUUUUAGUUUAAUCAAAUCACAGGACAUCUCUCCAUAAAUUAAGGUAUUUGUCCUUGAGUGCAUUUGCAAGUUUAUCCCCUUUUAUGCCGCCUUACAAAUAAUAACUUCUUCUUCUCUGAGUGGCCUUUUAGCCCAUUUUAACACAUUCAUCAUUUCACUACAUAAUGACACUCAUAUAACCUCAACCAGCUUCUCCACAAGGUCUUUUGCUUUUGCUCCGGGGUUGAUAGACAUGUUUCGCAUCAAAACACAUUCAUCUCUGGGACACAGAACGAGUCCCAAUCCUGAACAGUAUACUGAAUAUUUCUAUACUGUUUAUAUUUGCAUGUCUUUGCUUCAACAGAUACUUGUGGCAUCUUCAGGCAUCUGAAAAUUACACCCAAAGAUGAAAAAGACUUAGAGAGGUCCACAAUUCUCUUUCUGAUAUCUUGGCUGUUUUCUUUAGAUUUUUUCAUUAUGUCACACAAGGAAGCAAUAUGAUUGGGGUGUGGUCUUAAAAUAUGUUCACAGUUGUAAAUCCAGUUAAUUUAAUGUUGUGAAUUAAACUGUCAGAAAAUCUGUCGCACAUUCUGGCAUUUAGCAUGCUGAAAUAAUUUUGAAUCCUAACUGACCUGAAACAGGAAAUGUUUAGUGUGGUGUUAUGUGAAACUGAGGAAUAAGAUUUUGACUUUUUAUCGUGUUAUCUGGUUUUAAAUGUAUGAAGCCAUCUCUGUAAGUUGCAGAAAUACAAAAACUGCUCUUUUGAAGUCAAACUACAGUAAGUGCAAUGCUAAAGCUGAGAAUGUCAAUCCAAUGCCCCUGCAGUGCCCUUACUCACUCUGAAGCUAUGGAGAGAAUAAAGGAUUACGUGUAACAGCAAUCUCAGUGCACAGUGUGUAACAGUCGCAGCCACAUGCUGAUGGAUGGAAGAGUGAGUGUGGUUGUGAACCUGUGAUGCCAUGGUUAUGUCAGUGCAUAGUGGAGGUUUGGUGUGCUCAUCUCCUCUUGAAAGAAGCGAUUUGAGGUGAUCACCAGUUUAUGGCUCCUCCCUUGUCUGUCCCUGCAGCUGUCUGAGUCGCCUGAGUCAGUUCUCAUAGUUCAUUUCCUCUCACUCUGGUGGCAUCAACAGGUCAUAUGUUCCUAUAUAAGAAUCUGUUUUUAUCAAAGAUUUUAACACAGUGGAAGAACGUUGGACAAGACAGAACCAGGAUUGUUGGGAGUGUUUAGAUUUUCAACAACAUUUCAGAGGACCAUGGACUAAUGAGUAAAGAUAUUUUUAAUUUGGAUUCUGAGAGAUUCUUCUGCCUGAUAACAAAGCAAUGGAAAAAACUACAGCACAGACUUCUUCUUAGAAACUUGUAUUUUGAAAGAUGGAGGAGGCGAGCACAGCUUUCACUUCUGAAUAUAAUGACAGCACCUCAGUACCUAUGCCCUCUGCUCCCAGCAGGCAGCUGGGCGCACUUCCCAACCCACAGGCACGAUUCAAAGACAUGACAGGGAUGCUUUUCAUGGUGACCCUGAAUGUUCUCGCACUUCUGGCCAACACUGCUGUGAUGGUGGUCAUCAUCAAAGCCCCUCAUCUGAGGAAAUUUGCCUUCGUGUGCCACCUCUGUGUAGUGGACCUGCUGUGCGCUAUCCUGCUAAUGCCUCUUGGCAUUGUGUCCAGCUCUCCAUACUUCACUGGCGUUGUGUUUACUGUACUGGAAUGCCAGAUCUACGUCUUCCUCAAUGUAAUCCUCAUAGCUGCCUCUAUCUUUACCAUUACAGCCAUCAGUGUGGAACGGUAUUAUUAUAUUGUCCAUCCAAUGCGCUAUGAGGUCAAGAUGACCCUGAAGCUGACCUUGGCUGUUGUGGUGAUGGUGUGGGUGGUCUCUGCCAUUCUGGGCUUUUCCACCAUUUUUGGAUGGCCAUCUCAUAGCCUGAGGUCCAUCAGUGCUGCACACUGCUCACUUCACUGGAGCCACAGGGACCACCGGCUUAUUUUCUUUGCACUCUUCAGCGUCACCUGUUUCUGUUUGCCAGCUGUGGUGAUCUUUUCUGUCUACUGUAAUGUAUACAAGGUGGCCCGUGUGGCAGCACGGCAGCAUGGACCUCUGCCCUCGUGGACAAACCCUCAGGUCAAGCAUCGCUCAGAUUCCAUAAACAGUCAGACGACCAUCAUUACGACUCACCACGCCCCUCGUAGGAGAACGCGUAAGCGGCAUUUUAUAGGCAGUAAAGCUGCUCUUACCCUGGUGAUUAUUGUUGGUCAGUUUCUAAUCUGCUGGCUGCCUUAUUUUGCCUUCCACCUGUUUCUGAUACUGGACUCCAAGCCUCACACACCUAAUGACUUGGAGGAAGUGGUCACCUGGCUGGCAUAUUCCUCCUUUGCUAUGAACCCUUUCUUCUAUGGACUGCUGAACAGACAGAUCCGUGAGGAGCUGUGUAAGCUGAAACGCUGCUAUUCAGCAUACCCAACAGACCUGGCCUUUUCCAGCCACGAGGGUUCAGGCCAUGAAAACUUCUUGCAGUUCCUCCAUAGGACCAGUUGUACAAUAGAGACACAUGCAAGCUUUGCAAUACCUAGUCCCAGAAUCACUCUGGAUCAAACAGAGCAGAUUGGUUUCAGGAUACCAGGUCAGAUUCCAGAAGAGAUAAAUUAGAUAUACCUCAUUGCUUUGAUACAAUGUUAAUAACCUACUGGCUUACAAAAGAAUGGACAGCUUGAUUUAAUGACUACCAGCAAAAUUUGUACUCUUUAAUCUGUUAAAGUUAUAGUAAAGCCAUUAUAGAUUCUUUUCACAAUGUACUGUACUUUUUAAGAUAUUUAAAUAAUGUUUUUGUUUAGUAAUCAUUAGUUCUAUUUCAAUAAAAAGGGGGAAUAUGUGUGUCAUGUUAUUAGUUGAGAAGUCUGAAUCAGUCAACAGGUUUACAUACAAAUUAAAUAGGACGUAGGUUGGAUUUAGGAUCUGUUUAUUUUAGGAGGGCAGGUCUUCAUUUUGAAAAUAUGUUUUACAGCCGAAAGAGAACAUAUUGUUUUAUAAUUACAAUUUAAAUACAAGUAAUUCUGCAAGUCAUUACUUUAUCAUUUAUGUUUGUUUCAAACAAAGUAAAAAUUAAAAGUUAGUUGAAGCAUU